Bufo gargarizans (Asiatic toad) is the source of this 4203-nucleotide messenger RNA. It is a transcript of the gene ANKS1A, whose product is annotated as ankyrin repeat and sterile alpha motif domain containing 1A. Gene Ontology annotation, cellular component: cytosol. The coding region runs from base 35 to 3148 and encodes 1037 amino acids. Gene Ontology annotation, molecular function: protein binding. The transcript is spliced from 25 exons. Lineage: Eukaryota; Metazoa; Chordata; Amphibia; Anura; Bufonidae. The record is from RefSeq and is a predicted model, not a curated record.
GCGGUGGAGGCGUGGUUGCCGGGGUGACGGCGGGAUGGGGAAAGAGCAGGAGCUGCUAGAAGCCGCUCGUACCGGAAACCGGGCAGUGAUAGAGAGAUUGCUAGGGGGUAAGAGAUUAAGUGGAGCCGGUCAAGGUGGAUCUUCAGGAGGCGGGCCUGGGGCGAGUGGAGGAGUGUCUGUUAGUCACCCACUAAGUAGUCUGCUCAGCAUUUGGCGUGGACCCAAUGUGAAUUGUGUUGACAGCUCAGGAUACACUCCUUUACACCAUGCCGCUUUAAAUGGUCACAGGGAAUUGGUAGAAGUUCUGUUGAGGUAUGAAGCUGUAACAAAUAUCGCAGAUUGUAAAGGAUGUUUUCCAUUGCAUCUAGCUGCAUGGAAAGGAGAUGCCCAUAUUGUGCGACAACUCAUUCAUCAUGGACCUUCACAUGCUAAAGUUAACGAGCAGAAUAAUGAUAAUGAGACAGCCCUGCACUGUGCUUCACAAUAUGGACACACUGAGGUGGUUCACGUUUUGCUGGAGGAAUUGACUGAUCCUACAAUGCGAAACCACAAGAUGGAGACACCACUUGAUUUGGCAGCGCUGUAUGGGCGUUUGGAAGUAGUGAAGCUCCUUCUGAAUGCACACCCUAACUUACUGAGCUGCCACACACGGAAGCACACCCCUCUUCAUCUGGCAGCUCGCAAUGGGCACCGAACCGUUGUCAGAGUAUUGCUGGAUGCAUCUAUGGAUAUCAACUAUACGACAGAAAAAGGAAGUGCAUUACAUGAAGCUGCUUUAUUUGGGAAGGCUGAUGUAGUUCAGAUGCUUCUAGAUGCAGGAAUUGAUGUCAACAUAACAGACAGCAAAGGAAUGACUGCACUAGACAUUGUCCAGGAGUUGCCGUCUCAGAAGAGCCAGCAGAUAGCUUCACUUAUACAGGGUCACAAGUCAGUGAGGACAGCAGCAAGAGAGACAGAACUGAAACCUGCACCAUUGCCUAGUAGAUCUAUGUGCACUGAUUCUCAAGGGGGGAGUAUGCAAAGACAAUUGCUGGAUAUGCGUUUGGAUUUAGACAGCAUAUCGCAGUUGGAAUCCCCUUAUGAAGCACUAUACAAUGCCUCUUCUUGUCAAUCUUUGGAUAGUAUAUGUAGCGGGCACUCCUCUGACAGGGAUUCCCUAUGCCAUGAAAAUCCAAAAAUGCGACAUAAGGAAAGGCCACCUCCACCUGCUAAACCUCCACCAGAAGAUGAAGAAGAGUUACAGAGAAAAUGGAGUGUAGGUGCUUUUCGGGAAGUCAAUAGUAAUAUACACGUUAGUCGGGAGGAAGAGAAUCCCUAUGAGCUGCUACUGACUGCUGAGACCAAGAGGCCAGAUCAGCAAGGUUUGCUGUACUUGCAAGCAGAUGGUGUUAACGCUCAACCUCAGGUUCGAGCACGACUGUCAACAAUGUUACAACAUCCACAUUGCCCUGCAAACUGUCGCGGUUCUUCUGAUUUGUCCAGUGGCCAUUCUGAAGGAGAGUCACAUGGCUAUGAAAGGCUGAACAGUGGGCAACGGAGGAACAGUUCAGGGGGUUGGAGUUUAGCCUCAGGUGACAGUUCUGAUUCCCACAUGCUUCAGCACUUCUCUGGACUUCUACAUGGUUCUUCUCCAGUUUGUGAAGUUCGAGAUCCUCCAGUUCCUUGUGAACCUUCUUACACAGACAGUGGAAACAACGGUGCUGCCUCACACAUGGAGUUGCCUCUUCGUCGCAGCUUGUCCAAAUCUGAUUCAGACCUGUUAACGUGUUCCCCCCCAGCAGCUGGUGAUGGAGAAGACUGGAACCGCAGCGAGUCUUUCAGCAAUUGUGCUGCUGGGAGCAGCAAGAAAAGACUAGAGAAGUCUCCUUCCUUCACAUCUGAGUGGGAUGAGAUUGAUAAGAUAAUGAACUCAAUUGGGAAGGGCAUAGAAUUCUCUCAGGAGCUACAGGUCAUGGCAGGGUCUCGUAUGCCUUGUCAGAGUGUAGCCCAGUGGUUGCAGUCUCUGGAUCUUCCUCAGUAUGAGAGUAAAUUUGUGUUGAAUGGUUUCGAUGAUGUCCGUUUUUUGACAGAUAAAAUAAUGGAAGAUCAGGACCUGAUAGACAUUGGGAUUCUGGACUUACAACAUCGUCGACAGAUUCUUCAAGCAGCUCAUUCUCUACCAAAUCCAUUCCCACUUUCAUGGGAGAUGUCUGUAGCCUCAUGGCUGUAUUCACUGUCCCUGCAGCAGUAUGCUUCCAGCUUUCUUAGCAGUGGUUAUACCUCUAUGGAAACGCUACACAAUUUGUGGGAACUAGAGAUUGUAAAUGUAUUGAAAGUAAAUUUAUUGGGUCAUCGAAAAAGAAUAUUGGCAUCACUGGCAGAGAGACCAUGUGAGGAUCCUCCACAGAAACCACCUCGAUUCUCUCAUUUACGGUGUCACGAUGUCCUCCCACAUUCUAUGCCUUCCAUUCCAUUUGGAGAUCGCAAUACUGGGUUUGAUUCCAGAAAAAGUAGAUCAGAUGGAUCAGAAAGCAGAGAGCACCAUAAGGUGCUAACAUCUGUAAAGGAAGAAACUAAGUUAACUUUCCGUCCUCCCAGUUUGGCUACUUCAUAUUCUCCCUUACAAAACUGGCAGCACCAACCAGAGAAGUUGAUAUUUGAGUCAUGUGGUUAUGAAGCCAGUUAUUUGGGAUCUAUGCUAAUUAAAGAUCUACGAGGGACAGAAUCCACACAAGAUGCGUGUGCUAAAAUGAGGAAGUCCACAGAACAUAUGAAGAAAAUUCCAAGGAUUACCCUUUCCAUAAGCUACAAAGGUGUGAAGUUCAUUGAUGCUUCAAAUCAGAAUGUAAUUGCAGAACAUGAGAUCCGGAACAUAUCUUGUGCCGCCCAAGAUCCUGAAGACCUUUGUACUUUUGCUUACAUCACAAAAGAUCUGCAGACCAGCCAUCAUUACUGCCAUGUUUUCGGCACUGCUGUUGUGAACCAGGCCUAUGAAAUAAUUCUUACUCUAGGUCAGGCAUUUGAGGUUGCAUAUCAACUGGCUAUACAGGCACAGAAAUCCCGUCAUCCUGAAGCAGUAGUCUCUCGACCCUCAAAACCGAUUCCUAAACCUCGUGGCAGUAUAAAGCGACAGAAUUUAUAUCAUGGUCGAUGGCCGAAGGUUGCGUGAAAUGAGCAUGGACUUGCGCAGUCACCCCAGCUACAAUGCCCGAACUCCACUAUAAGUCGAUUACCAGUGUCAACAAUACAUCGCCUGCAGUGCUACAUAAUUACAGUCUCCUGUGUAUGGAUGGGUUGAGGAGAUCCCUCAUUGUUACGAGGUCUAUGGGAUGGAUAAGAUAUGGGGAAGCUGCUACCGCGGUCUUAGCCAUGUGAUGUCCCCUAUAUAUGUGUCAACCGGUGGUGCCUGACGGCGCUUAGAUUUGGACACAGCAGACCAAAAAGUAACGAUUUGUCUGUGGUGUGUAUGCACAGUACAUUGGUUAAUGGUUGGCACAGGCCAUGACACGGUUGCUUAUGCGUCUGACCUGCCUUUACCUUCUCCAAUAUGGUGGAUUGUGCAGGAGUACUGUGCGCUUGUGAAUUAUCACGAGGCUUUGUGAUGACACUUAUAGAACGCGAAUAUCUAGCCAUGCGUUUACUGUGUAUUUCGGAUGACACAAAUGCGUCCGGGUCUUGGCGCUUGCGCACUUGAUCGCACGCGUGUUGGUCCGUCGAAUGACUCAUUCAACGGGCGCACGUGCAUCCGAGAUUCUUAGACACUGAAUUUGGCAAUGGAGUCACAUCGGGUAUUGGUAAGGUGUUUGAUUGUAUGCAUGCAUCCGUGUCCAUAGUCAUGUGACCUGACCACUCCCCAUGAUGAAUGUGUGGUAAUAGCUCCUUAUUUUAACCAAUUGUUUCCUGGGUCAUUGCACAAGUGCACUUUAUACACAUGAAUUUUGCAUUUAUUUAGAUAAUGUAUUAUGAUAUGCAAUCGAAUCACGGCUCUAUUUUAUGUCUAAGCACUGUGUUCACCUGAUCUAUAUAUGUAUACACAUGUAUCAUUAUUAUUAUUUUUAUUAUCACUUGUACAGGCACAGAUUAAUGCUAAUUAUGUUUGAUGUCACUUCCUCACACUAUAAGUAUGUUCAGUUUGCUUUGUUACAUUGCUUGAGAAAGGCUUUAUGUUGGAGCCGAAACGUCGCUUCACCACUGGGUGAAUAAACAGCUUUCUUUUUUUCACCA